GUAACAUCAAGAUUAACAGCUGUCAAAAAAAAAAAAAAAAACAGUUGUUUUGGUCGAUUUGACAAGCUUUGCGUCAAGGGUGGCUAUGGUGGUGGUGAUUGUUCCCUGAGCUCUUCGCUUUCAAAGUACAUUUCCAGCAUCUAAAACUAUCGUGCGAACAAAUGCGUGGUUGUCAAUAGGAACUUCCUUUUCCCUCAAAUCAGAUGGCUUUUUUAUUUCAGAAAUUUCAAGAGGCCGUGAAAACCCUUGCAAAAAGUCCCACUUUUGCUUUUGCAAGGGAUCCAAGACAACUACAGUAUCAAAUUGAUCUUAAUCGUUUGUUCCUUUAUACAAGCUACAAUAGAUUGGGGAAGAAUGCUAGUGAAGCAGAUGCAGAAGAGAUUAUUGAAAUCGCCACCAAAGCCUCUGUUGCUGAUCAACAAAUGGUAGUACAAGAAAAUGUUCAUGCUCAAAUUAAAGCAUUUUGCACAUUUAUGGAUGCAGUUUUCCUUCCAAAUGAAAAGAAGGUGAAUGACGUCUCCUUCGAGUUAUCUCAACAAACAAAGAUUUUACCUCAACAUAGUGAUCUUAGAUCUGCCAAUGGUGUCCCGAAACAAAGAUUGAUAAGCCAAGUUGAACUAUCACAGAAACUAAAGGAUGAACUUGGUUACACGCUUAAUGUUAAACCUUCUCAAAUAUCUCACAAGGACGCUGGCCAAGGUCUAUUUUUAGAUGGUGUAGUAGAUGUUGGUGCUGUAGUAGCCUUUUAUCCUGGUGUAGUCUACUCUCCAGCGUAUUAUCAUCAUAUUCCUGGAUAUCUUGAUGAGCAGAACCCCUAUUUGAUUACAAGACAUGAUGGGAAUGUCAUUGACGCCCAACUUUGGGGUCGUGGAGGUGACAAGAAAGAACUGUGGAAUGGUAGAAAAAUGGUAGAUGAGAAAGGCUCUCAAGUAGAUAAUAGUGAUGAUGUACUCGAGCGCAGAAAUCCAUUAGCCCUAGCACAUUUUGCUAAUCACCCUUCAAAAGGAAUGCUUCCAAAUGUCAUGAUUUGCCCUUAUGACUUUCCAUUGAUUGAAAAUGACAUGAGAGCUUAUAUUCCUAAUGUAUUAUUUGGAAAUGCAGCAGAAGAAAAUACGGAAAGAUUUGGAAGUUUUUGGUUCAAAUCUAGAGUUCCAAGAAAUAACGAGUCACAUGUUCCUACUACCCUGAAAACUGUUGUUUUGGUAGCAACUAGGGCUCUUCAAGAUGAGGAACUUCUCCUGAACUACAGGCUGGGCAACACGAAGCGGUGUCCUGAAUGGUAUGCUCCAGUAGACGAAGAAGAGAUUAUAGAAGAGUGAAAUUAGUCAACAACUUGAUGAAAUCGCGGUGGCUAGAUGAAAUCAUUUAUUCUUUUCCAUUAUUUGUACAUCAUCUCAAAGUUGUUAGAAUAAGUUCAUGUCUUUUAUGUGAUUGAUGAAGCAUGAUAUAGGACCAAAUUUUGAAGUUUUGAUUUUGGUUAUUUACUUAUUUUAGAUGUCAAAAUCCACAUCUAACAUUAUUAUUAAACUAAACAAAUCAAGGUAGCAUUUGGUAGAAGUGUUUGAGAAGAAAAGUGGAGAUGACAUGAGUUAUAUUUUACAGGUGGUUCAUUUUAAGAUUGAGAUUGCCAA
Messenger RNA from Medicago truncatula (barrel medic), 1631 nucleotides. RefSeq lists its product as uncharacterized. The transcript has 5 exons. NCBI's taxonomy places the organism in Eukaryota, Viridiplantae, Streptophyta, Magnoliopsida, Fabales, Fabaceae. The record is from RefSeq and is a predicted model, not a curated record. Bases 204 to 1319 code for a protein of 371 amino acids.